CUGGGCUGAAGCUUGGGGUCCCACAGCUUCUUUCUCCUCCCACAGUCACUGCUGCUGCUUCUUCAGCUUUGCCGCAUGCACAAUGCAGCCCCCGAGCCUCCUCCUCUUCCUCUUUCUCCCGAGCCUCCUCCCUGGGAUGUGGGCAGACCCAGAGGCACAGCCAGAGGUUAUCCAGUACCUCCUGACUGGCGUCUUUGCCAACAUCAGCUCUGCUGAGGUGUCAUGCGUGGUUCUCGUAGAGGACAUACCCGUCAUAGCACUGCACCCGGCCAACUGGAGCGUCCACUUCCACUGGCCCUGGGUCAGCCAGGCUGCAGCUGAAGGCGAGGGGGAAAAGUUGAUGUCCCAGUACAAAAUUGGUCUGCGCAAUAUGAUCCGAUUUGUGCACGACAUGGUUCAGCAGACAAAACAGCACUACCCAGUGGUGGUCCAGUCCCGUGCAGGCUGUGUGCUGUACCCCAAUACGACAAGACAGGGCUUCCUGAAUGUCGGCUGGGGUGGCAGAGACCUCGUAGCUUUUGAGGUAGACAAACAGCACUGGGAAGUCCAGCAAGCAUCCCAGGUGGCAGAGCUGGUCAGCAAGAGGCUUAACAAGCAGAAGUCCGUCACAGUGCUCCUGGAGCACCUUCUCGCCACCUGGAUGUGCCACAACAACUUCGUCACCCUGAAGAAGUAUGGGAGGGAAAUUCUGGAGAGACAAGAGCUGCCCGUGGCCACGGUCUUCGCCCGCACCCCCAGCCCAGCCCAGCUGCUGCUUGUUUGCCAUGUCACUGGCUUCUACCCCCGUCCCAUCAGUGUGGCCUGGCUGCGGGAUGGGCAGGAGGUGCCCCCGGGCCCGGCACUCAACACCAGCAGCAUCCUGCCCAACGCUGACCUCACCUACCAGCUCCGCAGUGUCCUGGCCGUGACCCCCCGUGACGGGCACAGCUACGCCUGCCGUGUGCGCCACCGCAGCCUGGGCACCCGCAGCCUCCUCAUCCCAUGGGAAAAUGGCAGCCGAGCUCCAACCAUCAGCAUCACCAUUGCAGUGCUGCUUCUUGUGGCCACAGCCUCUGCUGGGGGAUUCUGGUGGUGGAAGCGCAGGAAGGGUAACGAGGCUGCAUGGGAUACCCAGGAAUUCAUCAUUUGAGGCCUGGUUCUGCACACAGAAACAACUGCUUGCUCUCCUUUCUUACUUCAUGUCCCACCUCUGACCUAUCAGCACUGACACGGUUUUGUUCUGGAAAACCACGGCAUUAAACAGCUACGAACUUCCCCUGAUGCAUGUGACUCCUGUGCUUCUCAGCCCUUCUUCCCCCUCAGGAGCUUUUCUCAGGAAACUCCUCAGUGCACUGCAGAGACUCUGUAUUACAGCCAGAGGUUGGUCUCCACCUGGCAUGUCAGGAGAAGCCAGUCCUCUGACAGCCUCUCCCACAUCUCUCUAUGGCCAGUGUCUGUUCCUAGGCCAGACCACUGUGGGGCUGCUGAGUGAGAUGUGGUAUGGAGCAGGCCACAAAUCAGGGAGAGAUGGAGAGAUGUGAGCUCUUUCCAAGGGAAGAGAAGGGGAAGGGAGGACCCAAGUGACACCCCUGAGACAUUUGAGCACAUUGAGCUGCUCCAUUUCCAGGGCUGAUCUCACCCUCAGCCCAGAAUGAUUUUAGAUCAGGAUCUCCUCCACUUCCGACUCCUGCCCCCAUGCCUGCCUCCUGUCUCUGUAAAAGCUGGAAGAAGAAGGCAUUGUCACCCUUCUCCUACGCCUGACAGUCAUGAAAGAGCCAUGCUGAGGCUCUGGGAGACUCUGAGGAACACAGCCCACAGCAGGAUGUGCAGUGAGGAUUGUCAUCAAUUCAUUAUGUAUUGUCUGUCCCAGUGUGGAGUCCCACCCGCAGGAGACUGUCUUCUAUAAACGUCUCCAGCGUGGGUCCUGUCCAUGGGCUGCAGUUCUUCAUAAACUGCUCCAGCAUGAGUCCUUUCUAUGGGUUCAGGAACGCUGCUCCAGCCUGGCUUCCCCUCAGGGUCUCAGGUUCUGACAGGAAUCUGCUCCAGCGCAGUGUCUCCAUCGGGUCACAGUCUCUGUUCUACGGCACUGGGCUCCACCACAGGCUGCAGGUGCAUCUCUGCAGGUGCGGACCUUCAUGUGCUGCCGCAGGCCAGCGGGGCC
Messenger RNA from Poecile atricapillus (Black-capped chickadee), 2140 nucleotides. Its product is annotated as T-cell surface glycoprotein CD1b-3-like. The record is from RefSeq and is a predicted model, not a curated record. Gene Ontology annotation, molecular function: endogenous lipid antigen binding; exogenous lipid antigen binding; lipopeptide binding. Gene Ontology annotation, cellular component: external side of plasma membrane. The transcript is spliced from 6 exons. NCBI's taxonomy places the organism in Eukaryota, Metazoa, Chordata, Aves, Passeriformes, Paridae. Bases 83 to 1129 code for a protein of 348 amino acids. Gene Ontology annotation, biological process: antigen processing and presentation, exogenous lipid antigen via MHC class Ib; antigen processing and presentation, endogenous lipid antigen via MHC class Ib; positive regulation of T cell mediated cytotoxicity.